Molecule: messenger RNA, 2713 nt
Organism: Carassius gibelio (silver crucian carp)
Lineage: Eukaryota; Metazoa; Chordata; Actinopteri; Cypriniformes; Cyprinidae
Product: GATA-binding factor 3-like
Exons: 9
Coding region: 1-1866 (621 amino acids)
Biological process (GO): negative regulation of transcription by RNA polymerase II; positive regulation of transcription by RNA polymerase II; cell fate commitment
Molecular function (GO): zinc ion binding; RNA polymerase II cis-regulatory region sequence-specific DNA binding; DNA-binding transcription factor activity, RNA polymerase II-specific
Source: RefSeq, a predicted model, not a curated record
AUGGAGACCUCCGUUGAACAGGCUCGCUGGGUUUCCUCCUUCAUGGUAUCAUCAGAGGUAAUGCCCUCUUACCCAACUGACUCCAGCUAUAUGGUCCACAAUGAAGAGGGUUCGAUGUUCCCCUGCAUUGAUGCCGAUUACAGCAGCCUGCCAUCUUUGUUCAACAGCCCGGUCCAUGGCUGUUCAUCUGGAGCUUUUCAAAACAGCCCAGGUACAGGACACAGCACACUAUUAUGGCAGUAUCACAUGUGGAUCCCCUCCUUCGCCCUGAAUUUCUUCUCCUCCUGCUGGAGCAGGGAGGCCGAUCUCUUCAUCUGCCCCAUGGAUGAUCUCGCUGGAUCCACUCCUGACCCAGAGCCCAGCCCACCUUCUUCACGAUGUGCAGAGAAAAUGCCCGAGUCCACCACUGACAGAGAGCCAGAGCCUGCCGCAACCGAUGAGCCAACACUAGUGAAAGUGACAGAGCUGAGGAUCGAUGCGAAGUCAGAGGUCAUGACAUCAGUCCAGGUGUGUGAGCCGGCAACACUGCCUGCCAAGAGGGAGAGGGCCACGGACCGUAUGAGUGCAGAGAGGGGCUCCCCUACCUGCACAGCUGCUGAGGUGUCUUCCAGUGCCUGCUCCUAUAAAGUGUCCUACAGUGCCUGCUGCUUGCCCUUCCACCCGCUCCAGCCUUCUCUACCGCUGUCAUCUGGGAACCCCUCUGCUCGACCCCAGCCCAUCAUCAUUGCGGUGCGAGCCCUGCGGGACUACCAUCCUCCAAUGUCGCUGUGGUCAGAGUCUCCCUCACCUCUGCCUCCAGCCUCUGAGGGUGGGACUCCGCCGUGGCCCAUUGACCCAUCAGCUCCACCAUGGCUCUGCGGCCCCACCCCUUCCAUGGCUUCUCCAUCCGUUGGCUCUACCGUGUCCAUCCCCCUCUGUUGUUCAACAGUGCAAGGUUGCACCUUCCGGGAGGGGGGGCAAUUAUAUCCCGUUUACUCCUCUCCAUUCCUCGGAAACCUGUCCUGGCUGGAAAGUUCUAAAAGCCUCCAACCUCUAACCAACCUCUUCCCAUCAUCCUGGCACAGCAGUGCUUUUUCUAAGACGUCCACGUCAUCCUUCCACAGUUCCACGGCCCUCUCCUCUGCCAGACCGCCUUGUUCUACCCUCCACUUCCCUAUCCAGCAUCAAAAGGUGACCAUUGGUGUGCAGGAGAGCAUGAAAGGAGAUAGGCUGAGUCCUUCUGGAGAUGGGGAGGCGUUUUUUGGAGGUGUGUUUCCCCCUACAGUGAGUGACGUGCAUGUGCAGGCAGACCCUUUAAAAACCAGAGAGCCGCAUGAGUGUGUGAACUGUGGGGCCACUGCAAGCCCUCUGUGGCGGCGUGAUGGAACGGGACACUACCUCUGCAACGCCUGCGGACUGUACCACAAGAUGAACGGAGAGAACAGACCCCUCAUCCGACCCAAAAAGAGACUGGUCACCAGUAAGCGAACAGGAACUCAGUGUGCGAACUGUCAGACCAGCACCACCACGCUGUGGAGACGCAACGCCAGCAGAGAGCCUGUGUGUAACGCUUGCGGACUCUAUUUCAAGCUUCACAAUGUGAACAGACCGCUGACUAUGAAGAAGGAAGGCAUUCAGACACGGAACCGUAAAGUGUCCAUCAAGAACAGGAAAGGGAAAAGUUUUAGCGUCACAGAGGAGAAUCUGUAUUUUUCAAAGAAUCCUGUGUCAGAUCAGCAUUUCGACUUGUAUGCUCAGAGUCCAGGAGCUCUGGGCGCCUACAGCCACUCUUCCCAAUCACUGCCGCCCACCGCUGCCUUCCACAGCCACGCCAGCCUGCCUUACCCAUACCACCCACCGGCUGCCAUCUUACCCAGCAUGAUGUGACGGAAACUGGACAGAAGACUGAGUUCAUGGAAAGCUGGAAUAAGUUGUACAAAAACACUCACUACUGCCCAGCCGUGUGCUCACAUACUCAGUAUAAACAUACUUACAAGCUUAACUAACGCAGAUGCAUGAAAAUCUUGGCACACAUAAUAGCUGACAUGCAAUGCAUUGCAAACAAAACAUCAAAUCAUGUGCAUUUAUUUUAAAGAAAGAACAAACAAACUUUUCAAGUUUGUUUGAUUUGAAAAGUUCGAAAGAUGACAAAUAUUACAACCCUUUUUUUUGAGGCAUUAGUGUAGCAUGUCCAUAGUUUGAGGUCAGUAAGAUUUGUAUUUUUAAAGAAAUUAAAACUUCUGUUCAGCGAGGAUGCACUGAAUUGAUCAAAAGCAACAGUAAAGACAUUUAAAAUGUUCUAAUGUUAAUCUUUUUAAAUAUUUAUCAAAGAAUCCUGAAAAAAUUAAUGUCUGUAAAACUGUUUCAGCAUUGAUAUUAAUCAGAAAUGUUUCUUGAGCAUCAAAUCAGCGGAUUAGAAUGAUUUCUGAAGGAUCGUGACACUGAAGACUGGAGUCUUCAGCUUUGCAUUAUGGAAAGAAAUUGCAGUAUAUUCAAAUGGAAAACUGGGUCACAUUAUUACCGUUUUACUGUUUUUCUGAUCAAAUAAAUGCAGCCUUGAUGAGCAUGAGAGACUUCUUUCAAAAACCAACCCCAAACUUCUGAAUGGUAGUGUAUAUAAAGACUGCCUUUACUUUUGUGUGAGUUUGUAAUACCUUUUCUUUAACGUUCUUUAACACUUUUCUUUGUGGGAUUUGUAAGCUGUCUUUAAAGUGUUAUCUAGAAAAUGAAAUCA